CAGAGAAUGAGUGCCAAAUGUGUGGAGGCUGGUUCCCCCUAGAGGCAGUAUUCUCUGUCCUUUACCCCUCAAAGAUUACUUGACCCUCAUCUUGUUUGAAUCUACAGCAUGUUUGCCAAAUGCCCUCAGCUGGCAGCAAAACAACAAAUUAACAUGGGCAUCCUUAUAGGUUUGAAUGGGGAAACAGAGCCAUUGGACAGCCAGACUUAACACAGAAAACAACUAUUACAAAGGGAGAAAGUUUCAUCUUAUAUCAUUCAGACAAAGCCCACAGACUCACAACUUCAAACAGACAAUUGAAAGAAAAUUCAUCAUGGCUGCUACUAGCCGCUCUAUGGCAGUGUCCUCUAGAAAUGUCCAGGCCCUGGAGGACUACAGCAUGUACAAUAACAUGUCAGAUGAUGAUCUGAUGCAGCUGGCCAUUGAACGUAGCCUGAGUGAUAUCUGCAGCGCUUCCUCUGGCUUUCCACAACCCGCAACACAGAGGUCAUCCUAUUCACAUCCUGCAGCAAAUCAAUCGGUGCCCUCGGAAGAUGGAGCCGUGCCAGCAUUUCAACAGGGGCAAGUUCAUUCCAGGUCUCGGACACAAGCAGCUGUACCUGCUCAGAACAUCCCUCCCUGUACCAACCCAUGGCGAUCUGUCAAUCUCCUCAGAGAGGGUGGAGACGAGACAGAUAGCGAUGAAGAGGAUGGACUGAGAACACUCUCUUGGACAGGAACUGGUUCAGGACUGGAAGUUACAGUGACACGUGUAAAGGACAUGACUGCUCUAAAUGCAGCCAUCUUUAGGAAUGAUGCCCCAAAAGUUCUUGAAAUAUUGCACAAAGAGCCAUACGACAUUAUAUGUGCACCAAACGAGGAUGGCUGGAUUCAUCUGCACUUGGCCGCACUCUGUGGUUUUUUGGAAUGUUUGACAGUGCUACUAAAAGCUUUUCCUGACCUAAUCAACAAGUGUACCAACACACGCCAUACCCCUCUAAGUCUGGCAGUGGAAUGUAAACAUCUGUUAUGUACCCAGAGUCUUCUUCAGGCAGGAGCAAAUCCCAAUAUAGCCAACGACGCAGGAGAAACACCUCUCUACAGAGCUUGUGAACAUGCAACUGAGGAAAUGGUGGGACUCCUCCUGAUGUUCGGAGCCAAGGUCUCACAAGCCAGCCUUGAGGGAGUGACACCAUUACAUGAAGCAGUGCGAAACAAAAACAUUGUCUUGUGCAAACUUCUAGUGAGAGCUGGAGCAAACAUAAGAGCCAGGACCUGUUACGGCAGUGAACCACUCUUCAUGGCUGGCCAAACAGGAAACACAGAAGCACUGGAACUUCUCAUUAAACAUGGGGCCUAUAUUGACUGUCAAGCUAAUGACGGAGCAACGUCUUUGUAUGAAGCAUCCAAGAAUGGUCACGAGGAGGUGGUGAUGCUGCUUCUGUCUAAAAAUGCAGACGUGAACAGGAGAACUAAAGCAGGACUGACCCCUCUUCACAUUGCUGCAAAGAAUGGACAUUCUAGAGUUGUGUCUUUGCUGAUUCCACACACGAACAGAAGGGUGAUGGAAAAGAGUGCCAUUAGUCCACUUCACCUUGCAGCAGAGCACGACAGAGAGGAAGUCAUGGAUGUUCUCAUCAAUGCGGACUUUGAUGUCAACACGGUGCUGAAGUCUCGCAACUCCCAGAUUUGUGACGACAGGUGUCUUUCGGCCCUCCACUUCACUAUACGCAACAGCAACAUAGACGCAGCCUCCAUGCUGCUGGAGGCAGGUGCUGACCCCAAUCUGGAUAUUUUCAAUCCUCUGCUGGUAGCCGUGAGACAGGGAAAUAAAGAGAUGGUCUCUUUGCUGGUGAAGUACGGUGCCAAUGUGAAUGCUUGUGUGCCAACACACCCCACUACUUUUCCAGGGGCUCUGCUCUUUUGCAUGAAAUACACACCAAUGUUCAAGUUCCUGCUGGACAAUGGAUGUGAUGCCAACGCUUGUUUCUCAUGUGUUUAUGGAGACAACACACAUCCUCCAGUCCAAAGAAGGCAUGCUACGGAUGAGCUGGACUUGGAUCCUCAUAGCGAAACAACACAGUUCUGCGAGAUUAUAGCAGAUCCCCUUUACACCUAUUGGGUGGGACCUAUACUUGACCGUCUCCUUGACUACACUGGUUCUGUGAAACUGUGUUCUAGAAUCACAGAACUUCUUGAGAGCAACAAGGACUGGGAGCACAUCAAAGAAAAAUCAAGGCCACCCGCCUGCCUGAUGCACCUGUGCCGACUGAGGACCCGCCAGCUGGUAGGAUGGGAGAGAAUGAGAAAAAUGACCAGCCUUCCUCUGCCUGGACGACUCAUCAAGUACCUGCUCUACAUUGACAACGAGUCUGAAGACUUCCUUUCGCAUGUUUUUGACUAAAUAUAUCCUUAUUUGAUACAAAAUGCUGUCAGUCAAUUACCGGAAGGUUUCCACACAACAAAGCACCUCGUGAAUUUUGUUCUACCAAAUAGCAAUGGUUUAAAUUCAUCUCACCAGUGUGUACAACUACGUGUUGUGUUGUGACAUUUUUUCCCAGCAAAGUUGAAUGGUUUUGAGGAGAAAGGUUGGUUUUGACCUGGAAAUGUGAGUGUGUAAUAAUAAUACAUUCAGUGUGUAGUAAGUUUAACUUAAAUAACGCCUUCCUCAAACUCAAGGUCGCUUUACAGCGUCAAAGCAAAACAGACAGACCGGGGGGGGGGGGGG
Sardina pilchardus (European sardine) is the source of this 2707-nucleotide messenger RNA. RefSeq names its product ankyrin repeat and SOCS box protein 2-like. NCBI's taxonomy places the organism in Eukaryota, Metazoa, Chordata, Actinopteri, Clupeiformes, Clupeidae. The record is from RefSeq and is a predicted model, not a curated record. Gene Ontology annotation, cellular component: T-tubule. Gene Ontology annotation, biological process: protein localization to T-tubule; regulation of cardiac muscle contraction; intracellular signal transduction. The transcript has 13 exons. Gene Ontology annotation, molecular function: protein binding. The coding region runs from base 176 to 2383 and encodes 735 amino acids.